Messenger RNA from Tribolium castaneum (red flour beetle), 1377 nucleotides. RefSeq lists its product as uncharacterized. The coding region runs from base 213 to 1253 and encodes 346 amino acids. The transcript is spliced from 2 exons. NCBI's taxonomy places the organism in Eukaryota, Metazoa, Arthropoda, Insecta, Coleoptera, Tenebrionidae. The record is from RefSeq and is a predicted model, not a curated record.
GUCAGCUGACAAUGACAGGGAAUGAAAAUAAACAAAUAGUAAAAACGCAAUUUCAUUGUUGAUGUUCCCAGAAGUGCAGAAUGAACUGAUUUGCACGUAAAACAUCACGGACGGGUGCAGAGUUGCGAGUUGGCCACCUUACAUGAGUCAGGGAAGUGCAGCACGCGGCAUUUUGCACAAAGAAAGCUGACAUAUUGUUGCGUCGUUAGACAAUGAGCAACGAGAGUGCCGAACUGACGAAGUCAUGGUGCCUUGUGGACUCCUCAGGAGUGCAGGAAGUUACCGAGAAUGAAACGCACGAUUCCGACACAGACAGUAUUAGCGUUAUCAGUGAAAGUGGCUGUUCGUACAGGACAGACGAGGAUGAAGUAGCAACCCCUUUUGAAGAACCCCAAUUAAGCGAGGAAGCUCCAGUUGGUGAGCCUGAAAUUGUGGAAGAACCACCGCCGCUAGACGAGGUCAAAAGCAUCGAAAAAUUCCUCUAUCUCGCCACGAGCGCCUUUUGCGCUGUUAUAAUAAUCGGGUUCUCGGUUGCGGUGCAACAAUACCUUUACAAUUCUUCUGAUGUAGAUAAUUAUGAACCGGAUUUCGCGUUCCCUCGUGUACAAAAUAUCAAAACAGACCCUCCAAAAAAGUACCCCCCGAAGCGGAAAAGUCACAUCAAACUAGACGAAUUAGAAAAUAAGUUUGCUAAAUUAGAAGUAGACAACGAAAGGCAUGACAAGAUCGCACCGGCUGGUGGAGACAAUGACCCCCGAGCCGAGGGAAAUCUCAAAUCUAAUUAUAAACUUAACAAAAAUAAAAGCCCAGUCAAAUGUAACAAAGAAAAUUGCGACGCAGUACGAAACGACCAAGAAAAUCGAAAUGACGAGACCUACGACAAAAAAAUCAAGGAACUGAAAGUGAAGGAGGAUUAUCUCAGAGAGAAGGAAAAGUUUCUCAUUGAGAAAGAACACGACUUGUUGAAGAAGGAGAUCAAGCUUAACAGGGAGAAGGAGAGCUACGACAAUACCAAAAAUGACAAGAAAAGACAUUAUAAGGAGGAUGAUGCUAAAAAGCCCAAAGACCGCAAGAAGAAACAAAAACUGGCCGAGGAGCCGUAUAGAAAACGCAACCUUUCGGGCCAGUGGUAUAUAAGCAUGCACGAAGCUAGGGACAACAUGCGGCAGAAAAAACGGUCGCUGUUUAAAAAAAACAAGGCUCAUUGGUACUUCCAGUGGAUGGUGGAUAGAGCAAGGCUUCGCGUCAAGUGAACUAUUUUUCUAAAUUGUCACUCUGCAUUUUAUUUGACAUUUCGUUUGAGUAUUAUUGUUUUUAUGUACUUUUUAUUUCGUAAUUGUGAAUUUUUUCGAUUAUUUUAAUAAAGACUCACUUAUU